Strongylocentrotus purpuratus (purple sea urchin) is the source of this 1425-nucleotide messenger RNA. RefSeq names its product citrate synthase-lysine N-methyltransferase CSKMT, mitochondrial-like. The transcript has 2 exons. Bases 55 to 825 code for a protein of 256 amino acids. Gene Ontology annotation, molecular function: S-adenosylmethionine-dependent methyltransferase activity. NCBI's taxonomy places the organism in Eukaryota, Metazoa, Echinodermata, Echinoidea, Camarodonta, Strongylocentrotidae. The record is from RefSeq and is a predicted model, not a curated record.
AGGUUACGCUUCAAAUCUUUCCAUUUUCGAGAAUAAAGAUAUCAAUGUCAUAUUAUGCAGUGUCUAAGGCUUAAACACAUUCUUCAGGCAUGCAAGUCAUCAGCAAGGAUACAUAAACAACGUGCUAAAAGUGGUCAAGCAAGCGACAUGGGGAUGAAGUCUUAUUGGGAUGCAUUCUACCGUUCACGAAGGCCAAGAGACCUUGGAGAUUCCAACUGUUUCGAAUGGUUCUUUCCUUACUCCGAAACAAAGGAUGUCUUUCAAUCUGCAUUUGCAAAUGUUGCUGAAAAUUUACCAGGCAAUGACUUCAACUUGAUACGUAUAGCUGAGCUUGGUUGUGGUACAUCAGAGCUUUCCAUGGAACUGAUACAGGAUCAUCAAAGCUCAUGCUGCAUUACUUGUGUGGAUUUUUCUACAGCUGCCCUAGAACACAACCAAAAGAAUGUGAAAAGUAAUGCCAGGUUUCACGGAUCAGUAGCUGGCCAUCUUGCGUAUGUUGCAGCCGAUGUAUGUCAUCUUCCAUUUUCAGAGAAUUCCUUUGAUUUAGUGUUUGAGAAAGGAACUAUGGAUGCUCUGCUGAAGAGUGAGAACACGAGACCAAAAUCAGACCAAUUCUUAUUAGAAGCUAUCAGAGUGCUGAGACCUGGUGGUAUGUUUCUACAAUUCUCUGAUGAAGCACCUGAAUUGAGACUAGAUCUCCUUGAACGAAUGAAAAGUCAUGUAUGGCAAAGAGAACCCAAACAUAUAUCAGUUUCUUUUAAAAAUAUAUCUCACAAUGAUGCCCUAGAAUAUUUUGUGUAUACAGUUCAGUACGGUAAGAUGUGACAAUCUGGCACAAAGAUUUAAUGGUAGGUUGACUUAUUGAUCUUAAAAUCUGAACCAAAAUACUUUUCUUGAUGUUUGUUUCCAGCCAUCCUACCAUAUCCUUUUUUAUCAGGGAAGCUAACUUGACAAAUACUUAUUGCUGUUUUUUUUCCAACCAAUUUAGUUCUGUCAUCAUUUUUAUAUGUUGAUGUCAUCUUUAAACAUUUAUUUAAAUGUAAUUGCUUGUUUUUUAUUCAAUGUAUUUUACAGAAUUAUACAAAGAAGGAAUUGAAUUGAAUGAAGUGAAUUGAAUAGAACUCUCAACAAUGACUCGGAUAUACGUGCCCCCCCCCCCCCAGGAAACAAAUGGUCCCCUCAAACAACUACCUUAUGGGUAAUUAAAUUAGUGGGCUAGGUAGUUGUGAUUAGUAGUCCAAGGGAUGGUUCUUUGUGUAAGUGGCAGAAAGAUGUAGCAUGCAUGCAUGCAUGCCAUGCCAUGCCAUCAACUUUCUGGUUAUUGCUUUUAAGGUUUUGAUACCAGUUGUACCAUUUUAAAACAGGACACAGUUUUUUUUUUUACUUGGAUGACUAAUAAAGUGAAAAUGGAAGGUACCUACCUAA